AGGUAUAAAAGCAGCCCGCAAGGCAGUCAUGCAGGUGGUGAAGACAAAGCAGCGAUGAAGCUUCUCCUGGUGGCUUUGGUGGCCGCAGCCCUGUGGGCAAAGCCAGCUGACUCCUUGACUUGCUAUGUAUGCGAUAAGGAGGAAUCCAACUGGAAUUGUCUCAAGCCGCAAACGUGUGCCAAGGAGGACAAAUACUGUGUCACAACGCACUCCACCGUGGGGCUCGGCAAGGACAAAGAGCCUCGCAUUAGCAAGUAUUGCUCUGCCUUGUGUCCCGAAACAAACCUGAACAUCGGCAUCGCCUCCUUUUCUGCCUCCUGCUGCGAGACCUUCUUGUGCAACAUCAGCGGAGCCAGCAGCGUGAAAACCAGCUACACCGUGAUGGCUGCGGGCAUCCUGGCCAGUCUCCUCUACGUCCUCAGAGCUGGGCUGUGAAGGUCCAGAAUAAAGGGAUCCCGUGUAAAGGGAUCUCCAUCCCAUCUCCUCCGUGCAAAGGUUUCCAGGGGGUGAAUCCCCAGCCUCUGCCUGUAACCUCAUCCUCAUGGCUACCUUGGCCCUCAGGCCAAAAUGAAUGUAUUCACCCCUAUUCACCUCCACGUGGAUGCCCCCUUCCCCUUCACUCACCUGCUUCGUUUUCUCCGAGUGUCAUGUGCUGAACAGAAGCUGGACACAAUAAAGAUUUAUUAUUUUUCUUUUGUGUAA
Alligator sinensis (Chinese alligator) is the source of this 702-nucleotide messenger RNA. Its product is annotated as lymphocyte antigen 6E-like. Lineage: Eukaryota; Metazoa; Chordata; Crocodylia; Alligatoridae. The transcript is spliced from 3 exons. Gene Ontology annotation, molecular function: acetylcholine receptor inhibitor activity. The record is from RefSeq and is a predicted model, not a curated record. The coding region runs from base 55 to 435 and encodes 126 amino acids.